CGAGGAUCCUAUCUCUGUUCCGUUCCCAAGAUUUACCUCCGUUAUUUCGUCUUCUCACUUUCAUCUUCCUCUCGACCGCCUACAUAAUUCCUCUCCUCGACUCCUCACUCUUCGAUGCAAUUCUCUUUCUUUUCGAGUCUCAAUAUUUUGUUUUACGAAACGAUUCCCUAAAGUAGCUUUUUGUUCCCUUAUUUAUAUCCUCCUGGAUAUUGAAAUUCCAGGAACGAGUAUAUUGAGUUUAUAUUUUAACUAUAUUCGAUAUCUAUGUGUAUAAUGAUAUAUGUAUAAGUAGCUAUAAUGACUGCUAAUAACGAUAUCUGCCUGUCCUUAUUUCAGUGCAAUAAUAAUAAAUUCCCUUCCUUCUUUAUUAUUGUUAAAAAAAAUGACAGAUGUGUAAUUAAAAUUAGAGAGCAUAUAGUAUGUACUUGAGAUUGUGUAAUAAUUUGAGAAACACGAAUUUUUAACGUGAAGAGUUCGGAGGAGGAGUGUGAUACAGUGCUAUGAGAUCAGGAGUUAUUGAGGAAUCAUUCCGGAGUUAAUAUAUUAGAAAUUAUUCGACCAUAUUUUUAACAUAAUCGUUGCAGAAGAAAUUAAGAACAAUGAAUCUGAUAACAAAUAUGCGUUUGACGUUGAUCAAGCAAGAUGCGAUUACAAAACGAUUUUUGCACGUUAGUGGAAUACUCAAUAAAACACAAGCUGGUCGUUAUAGACCGAAAGCGAAACAGCUCCAGCCACUGACAUACGAAAUGGCGAAUCCUCCUCAUUAUAUCUGUGCUAGAAAAUCGUGGAAUUCUUGGAACACGUCAAAUAUAAAAGGCGGUAACAGACCAGCGGAAACAGUUGUGGAAGAUCUGUUCAUUCGAAAUUUUAUGGAAGGAACAUGGCACGCAUUGUGUGCAAGCGAAAUAAUUAUUAAGCGUCAACAUAACAUGAUUAGAAUAUCUAGUAUUAUUUUGCGCAAAUUGCCAGCUUACAAAAUGUACUUUCUACUUGGCUAUAGCGAACAUCUUUUAAGUUACUGGCUACAUUGCCCUGUGAAACUGGAAUUAGUAACGACGCAAAAUAAAGAGGAUGUGAUAUACAAAAUAAUAUAAGAUUUGUAAUUUUAAGUAACAAGUGUUGUACAAAUAAAGGUACGACUAUUAAUUUA
Messenger RNA from Ceratina calcarata, 1150 nucleotides. It is a transcript of the gene mRpS24, whose product is annotated as mitochondrial ribosomal protein S24. Bases 600 to 1094 code for a protein of 164 amino acids. The transcript has 3 exons. Gene Ontology annotation, biological process: translation. The record is from RefSeq and is a predicted model, not a curated record. Gene Ontology annotation, cellular component: mitochondrion. NCBI's taxonomy places the organism in Eukaryota, Metazoa, Arthropoda, Insecta, Hymenoptera, Apidae.